Lactuca sativa (garden lettuce) is the source of this 939-nucleotide messenger RNA. RefSeq names its product chloroplastic import inner membrane translocase subunit TIM22-2. Gene Ontology annotation, molecular function: transmembrane protein transporter activity. The record is from RefSeq and is a predicted model, not a curated record. Gene Ontology annotation, cellular component: TIM22 mitochondrial import inner membrane insertion complex; chloroplast envelope. NCBI's taxonomy places the organism in Eukaryota, Viridiplantae, Streptophyta, Magnoliopsida, Asterales, Asteraceae. Gene Ontology annotation, biological process: protein targeting to chloroplast; protein insertion into mitochondrial inner membrane.
UCAUCAAAACAGUUUCAAUUUGCAAACAUUGGGGAGUACGAAAAUCGGAAAACAUUAUUCUAGGGUUUUCCUUUUGGAUAGAACAAAAAAUGGCAUCGACGACGCCGGCGGCCGAUCCCACUGGUUCUGAUUCCGACAGAGAAAUUGUCGUUGGAACCACUACCGUUACGAGCACUAAUUCUGAACCUAUCGUGAUUUCGGAUUCCUUAACGACUACCAGUCAGUCAAGUCCACCUUUAGUUUGCCUUUUCCGGUUUGCCGGAGACUCCGCUGCUGGGGCAUUCAUGGGUUCAGUCUUCGGUUAUGGUUCAGGACUGAUUAAGAAGAAAGGAUUUAAAGGAUCAUUCCCAGAGGCAGUAUCAUCUGCUAAGACUUUUGCAGUUCUUUCUGGAGUCCACAGUUUGGUUGUAUGUUUCUUGAAAAGGCUUCGAGGGAAAGAUGAUGUCAUAAAUGCAGGUGUAGCUGGAUGCUGCACUGGGCUUGCUCUAAGUUUUCCAGGUGCACCACAGGCUCUUUUGCAGAGUUGCAUAACGUUUGGUGCAUUUUCAUUCAUCAUUGAAGGGCUUAACAAGCAGCAACCAGCAAUGGCACAAGCACUUUCUUCAUGGCCCAGAAGAGGUGAAGAGUAUGGGAAGCUUCCUCCAUUGGCCUUCCCUCUUCCCCAUGAACUCAAGGAGUCUUUUUCUUUUUUCUGCAAAAAUAUUGAACGAAGCAGCAAAGUCAACUUUCGUCGUGGCUCUUCUUCACAUUAAUAUUAAUCAAGGCUUUUCCUAUAUUACCCUCUAGAAAUUUUGCCUGCACUGUUGUCCUUUGUAUUGUAAAUUUACAGUGACAUGCUUCAAGUUUUUCUCCUUAGAUCCUACUAUCGGAGUGUCGUGUAAUUGAUAAUGAGGCUGCUUUUCAUCUUCAAUGCCAUAACAAGCUUCUCUUUGCCUUUGA